This is a messenger RNA of Calidris pugnax (ruff), 4644 nucleotides long. It is a transcript of the gene OCSTAMP, whose product is annotated as osteoclast stimulatory transmembrane protein. The transcript is spliced from 3 exons. The record is from RefSeq and is a predicted model, not a curated record. Gene Ontology annotation, cellular component: membrane. The coding region runs from base 109 to 1494 and encodes 461 amino acids. NCBI's taxonomy places the organism in Eukaryota, Metazoa, Chordata, Aves, Charadriiformes, Scolopacidae.
UUUUUUUUUUUUGAGUCCUGGCUCUCAGCUGCCUUGAUUUUCUAUCCCACUUCUCCCAGCAGCUGCACCCAGGAUCCUUUCUCAGAGCAAUAAGGCACUGGAGCAAGGAUGAGAGCCCGUGCCUACUGUGAAGAAUUUCUGUUCCCAAAGGUGCGCAGGACCGUGACAGACCUAUGGUUGGUUUACUCCAAGCCUGUCCCAGCAAAUGGCAGAGAGCUGUGGACCUUGUUCCUGCAGUGUUCCUGCAUCACGGCGGUGAUAGGAGGCCUCUUUUACAACUGGAUGUUUGCUUCCUUGGAGUACCCCUGGCACCUCUCUGUUGCAAUGGCCGUCUCCUUCAGUCUGCUCCUUCUCCUGACCCUUUUCUUGGUGCAUCCUGCCCGUUGUGUCUUCAGUAUGAUCAUGCCCACGCUAGGUACCAAACAAGGCCGGAAACUUCUCUUGUCGACCUGCAUCAUGAUUGUGGUGGUUAACGUACUACCCAACAUCAUAAGCAACAUUAAGACCAUACUGCAGGUUAUUAUGUGCAUCUGCAGGAAUUCCUCUGACAGUCUUUUGAACUCAACUGCUCUGCUAGGGACAGCUUCCUGGGAGUUUGGGGGUGCAAUCCAAGAAACCAGUAAUGCCAUUAAUAUUUAUCAGCCUAUGAAUGGACAUUUUCAGUUUUCAUCACUUCAGAACAGCUCCUUGAUUUACCAGCAAAUGCACCUUGCUGGUGAGAAGAUUAGGAGGGACUUUUUGGCUGUUGAGGUCCUGGUCAAAGACUCUGUACGAAUAGGCAACAAGCUGGUUGCUGGCUUCUCCAUGCUUUAUCUCUGUUUUGAGUCCGCCUGGUAUUUGAAAAAUUAUCUCACCAACCUUCGCUUUGACAAUUUUUACAUCACCGAGAAGCUGGAGCGUUUAGCUGCAGACAGAAAAGCAGCUCAUCUGCUGAUGGGCCCACCCAAAAACCUAAUUCGACCAACAGGCAUGAAGAUGUCCCGGGAAGAAGUGAUGCUGUGUCUCAUGCAAGCCAUGCUCCUCACCGUGGCCCUGAUGCUGAUGCUGGUGGUUGUGGCCAUGGACCACUUUGCGUUCAGCGUGGCAGACACCGCCGAAAAAAAGGCAGCUCAGUUCUCUGUGGUGCCCGUCACUCUCAGCAUCAAAUACAAGGCAAAAAUAGGGAUCCUGAGCUCUGUUUUGAAACUUCUUCGGCUUCCUCGUGAAGAGGUACCACUCAAGGACUUUCAAAAAAGCUACCACCAUUAUCUGACCUUCAGCUCUGCCCACUGCAGUAUCAGCCCCCCGACACCUCCCAACCCCUCUGUGCUGCUCGUCGUGGGGCUGCUCUUCUGCAUCCUCUACGUCACCGUAUUCCUGGGAACCUACGCACGCCGCCUGUGCCGAAAAAUCGCAGGCUCCUUCUUUGAGAGCUGGGAGGAGAAGCGAGCUCUUUACCUCUACAAGAAGCUGUCCAGGAAGCACAAGGAGGGAAAAAACAGCGUGAGAAACUAAGGGUACUUUUGGAAACACAGGGGAUGCCUGAGACCUGUGGCAGUGGCUGGGCACAGGCUUCUGCAAUGGGAUCAUGUAUUUAAUUUUCCAGAGUUAGAGAAGUGCAUGGAGUCUGAGGAAAAAUAUUUACCAAAUAUAAAGAAAAAGGCAGAGAAAUAUCAUAUUUUGCAUUAACUUGAGAAAAAUGGGCUAAAUUUACUUCCUUUUUUUUUUUCUUUUUUCAAACCUAGAAGGUCUGGAGUCAGCUGUUCCAGGAGUGGUGGGAGAUAGCUCAUAUGACUGGGAGGAUAUCCACAGCAUUAGGCAAGGCUAACUGGGAAAUAUGUGCAAGUCAGGGUGGGGGAAGAGCUCAUUUGUCCCCCCCACCACAUCCAUGCUGGAAGAAGUAUACACAUCCUUUUUUCUCAAGUUAUCCCUUCAGGCAGUAAGAAAGGAAACUCAUUUGAGCUGAUCAAUUUAGUUUUCAGGGAGUUUUUCUUUCAGGUUUCAGGCACAGAAGCCUGUGCAGACUGGCUAAAUAUUAGCCUUUAGAAGACAGUUUAUUCACCGAAGAAAGAGUCAUUUCAACCAGCUGAUAUGAAUUCAAGACCAAUAUGACCAUGAGAUGCACAUCCUGGGCAUGAGUGGUGGUGGAAAUCAGCACAUGAGGACUUUAUGAAAUCACGUCUCAAGGGCUCUUCAAAAUAAGAUACAAAUAGAAUAGCUGAAGUACCGCAGAAGAGGGUGAGACCAGCCAGUAAAGGUCAAUUUGGGUCUCAGUCUCUUUUACCAAGUAACAAAGCAAGCGGAAACAACCUCAAGUUGUGCCAAGGCAUUGGAUAUUAGGAAAAAUUUCUUCACUGAAAGGGUUGUCCAGCACUGGAGCAGGCUGCUCAAGGAAGUGGUGGAGUCGCCAUCCCUGGAGGUAUUUAAAAGACAUGUAGAUGUGGCAUUUAGGGUCAUGGUUCAGUGGUAACUUGUCAGUGUUAGGUUUAAGGUUGGACUCGAUGAUCUUAAAGGUCUUUUCCAACCUAAAUGAUUUUAUGCUUAUUUGAUUCUAAUUUAGGCCAACAUGCUGGAAGACUUCAAAAGUGAUAGACAGAAACUGGACUUUGCAGGGAACAGGGAGGUAGCAGGGCCUGGAGAGCUGGACUUACAUGAACCAGGAGCUGGGUUUAUGUUUUGGGUUGUUUCAAACUGAGAAACUAUGGUGUUGUAUCCAAAAUGCCAAAAAAACAUCGCUGGGGCAGCACCUGAACAUGUUGCUUUUGAAAGGGAGGCAGAUGGGACACCUCUGUCAGGGCAAGAGUCAGACGAGGGGGAGCUAAAUCAGUGCUAGGUUAAAAACAAAGCAACUUCGAAGCUUCGUUUCUUCAAAGCAUCUCUAUUAUUUUCCUCCCUUCUCCCAUUAGAGUCUUCAUUAAGGUAAUUAUUUCUCAUAAUGCACCUCAAUGAGAUUAAAUUACAGAAGUGAAGUGGCAGCUGCAGCCGGAUGCACUGAAUUCUCUCAGCUUCUGAGGUGCUUGAAACAAAGUAGGUCUGGAUUAUUUUUUUUAAAAGGGUCUAUCUAACAAAACCCCAGUGCAUUCAUCUCCCCAGGUUUCUUAAUUCCCUGCUGUUAUGAUGAUUAAUCCAAACACUUUUCUGCCUCUACAGCAACUAGGGAGCUUUUUCAUGAGGUUUCUGUAGAAAUGCUCUGUUGUUGUUUGGGGAAAGCAAAUAGAUUUCCACAUGCUCAUUGAGUAGCCACAAUUAUUGGGAUCCAGGGGUUAAAAUAGCUGGGAGGAGAACAGAGGAGCCCUUCAGCCAGCAAACCAUCCCAGCAGCAUGUUUCUUUCCACCAAGUGCACAUUUAAAAAAAGGUUUUCCUUAGAAAGAUUUGUCGUUUUGGCAAGAGACUUGCAUUUGUCUUUAAGAAAUAAUUUUUUUUUAUGGCCAGCACCAUUUGUGAAACCCUCCUGAGCAGUGUCGAAUUCCUCUCCUUGCCUUCCAAAGGAGAUCUUCAGAGCAGAUUUGGUCAGAGGGAGAGGAGGCUGAAAUGGUGAAGUUCUGGGGACCAUCAAGGGACAAGCUUUGCUUUAGAGAUGAGCCCUCCAGGGUCAGCUGGGGGUUUGGAGCAGAUGAGAUCACAGACAUGGACUAAGAGGGCUAAGUACCGCCCUGAGUGUCCCAUUGCAUCCUUCAGACAGGUGCUGCCCAGCUCCCAGCCAGGGCAGCUGAGCAGUGUGUGAAGCAGCUGCUGAAACAUGACUUUUCAGCCUCAAAAAUCAUAUUUAUUAGGAAAAGUGACCCCAGUCCAGUGCUGUUCUUCCCAUGUUCUUGAGAGUCUCCUUCAUUUCCCAGUGAAUUUUAACCACUAAAGACUAAUCCUGGGAACUUUGCACUUCUAGAUUAUAAAAUUGAGCAUCAGACAAGCCUUGAUUAGCAUAAUUACAUCUGCUUGAAAGGAUAAUAAUCAGUGUGAGGUACUGCCACUCUGCAGAGUCACAGCCCUCAUAAGCCCUUCAUGAAGCAGAGACACGCUCCCAUUUCCAUUUUCCAGAAGAAAGACUAAGGAUGAGAUGGGUAAGUCCUUGGUGGGUAUCACACCACUUCUAGUGGGUUUAGUGACAGGGAGCCAUGGGCAGCAGAGCCCCUGUUGCCUGCCUGGAUCUAGGGGAUGAUUCUACUGCCCUUGUUUGCCCUCUUCUGCCCUAGGAACCAGUGGAUUGUGCCCCACGUGCCAUCUAUCUCCUCAGCCUUGUGAUCCUCACAUAUGAAUUUUCUCUUUAGAAUUUGGGUUUGGAAGGUGAACAUCUUGCAAAGCACUGGCGAGGAAGUGAAGGUUGGGUGGUAGCCCAAAACUUGGCUUUUGUCAUUGCAGUUCUGAGGUUUUUUUUCUUGGAAAGGAUGGUGACAAACGUUGUGAAGUGUUACACUGUGCCCAUGCUGAGAAGUGUCAUCUCACUGGAGUCAGAAGGUUGUGGGGUUUUUUUUUAAUUGUAGGAGGGAAGAAGUCACUUUGAUACCCAUUAUGGUUAUUUCAGAGGUGAAGCUGUACUGAUGUUAAAAUAUGUGUAUGCUGAAGGCUGAUAUACCUGAAUGUCACUGAACCAAUGCACGUGAAAAGGUGUUAACACAAGAGUACUGUUGCUUGAGUUGAUGUCAUCAAAUAUAGAUAUGUAUGAUACA